Conger conger (European conger) is the source of this 1629-nucleotide messenger RNA. Its product is annotated as zinc finger protein 182-like. The transcript has 2 exons. The record is from RefSeq and is a predicted model, not a curated record. The coding region runs from base 144 to 1157 and encodes 337 amino acids. Gene Ontology annotation, molecular function: DNA-binding transcription factor activity; RNA polymerase II cis-regulatory region sequence-specific DNA binding. NCBI's taxonomy places the organism in Eukaryota, Metazoa, Chordata, Actinopteri, Anguilliformes, Congridae. Gene Ontology annotation, biological process: regulation of transcription by RNA polymerase II.
UCUUUGGAGUUGGAGUCGAAUUAUAUUCGAUAGUGAUUUGCAGUUAACUCUUAAAAAUGUUAAGAAUAAAUUGAUGUUUUGACGGGUAAAAUUACAAGAGUUUGUUGGUAAUUACAUCAGUGGUGUAGCGAUUAAAAGCUAAAAUGGCUUAUUACUGUAUUGAUGUUCAGAAGCAGUUGCAGUCUAUUUUGGAUACGUUGACAAAAGGUGCUGUGGCUGAGAUAGGUAAAUUUAUUGAAGAUGGUUCCGCUGUUCUGCGUUUGGAAAUUAUUCAUCGUCAGAAGGAGAACGAAACGCUGAAGAUGAAAUUGCAGGACACGGAGAGAGAGCUGGAGACUGCCCGUGAGCACAGAAGGAAAGCAGAAGAGUUUAAUGAUGUAUUUAGAAUGAGGUACUGUUUACCGACGGAGGAGGAAGACCGACGGUGUAUCCUGGUAGAACAAAGCAGUGAACUCCUCUCUGAAUCAGUCAUUAAGAAGGAAAGAGUGGAGGAUCAGGAGAACAGCCUUGGCAGUGAUUGGAGGGAGGACAUUUUAGGUAAUUUGGAAACUCUACCUAGAAAUCAGCCCAGCCUGCUCGCAACCCCAGGGGGGAUGGUGUUGGACGUGGAGCCCUUUAAACAGGAAGUGGGCAUGCGGCCUGUGUGGCCUGAGGAGACAGGGUCAGGAAUAGGCCCCUCCCACCAGGGGGGCCCCCUGAGGCCGUGCCCGGGGAGGGUGGGGCCCCUGACUCUGCAGAACUCCGCCAGAAAGCGCCAGAACUCCUUAGCAAGCGAGACUCUGGCAGGCCACUCACACGCCACAGAGAGACCGUUCCUCUGCUCCUACUGCGGGAAGAGCUUCUCCUGGAAAACAUCGCUGACGAGACACCUGCACAACCACGUGCAGGGGAGACCAUUCAGCUGCGCCACCUGUGGGAAGGGUUUCUCCAGAAAGUGCCAUCUGCAGAUUCACCAGAGGACUCACACUGGAGAGAGACCAUACCGCUGCAAAUACUGUGGGAAGGACUACAAGCAGGACAGUAAUCUUAUCAUUCACCUGAGGAGCCACACCGGAGAGAGACCGUACAGUUGUACUGAAUGUGGGAAGUGUUUCCAUCGUCUCGAUAUUCUUAAAACUCAUCAGAGGAUUCACACGCGGGUUCAAAAGUGUGUUUGACUCAGUUCCUCUGCUAAUUGCAUAUUGCAUUGAGGACAUAUUUUGUGAUUGACGGGUGGGUAAACUGUCUUGUUUUCAUAACAAAAACAAAUCUAUGUUGUCAUUUUGUUUCAAAAUAAAAACAAAUAUUUGCAAUCUCAAUAUCAGCAUUUAAGCAGUUGACUCCUAUUCUAGGUCAGGUUUGCCAGUCUCUAAUGUUGCUAUCAGUAUGAUCACCGUUCUAAAUGCUACCAAUAAUACAAUAUCAACUUGUAGUUGCUGAAGCUGAUAUGCACGAUGAAGAAAAUGUGUUUUAUAUCAAAUAUCUUAGUUACAUAAAUACUGAGCUAGCUAAACAGUUUGGUGUGGAUUCCUAUUCUACAAAUGAAGGUAUGAGAAUCUGAUGCUCUGAAUCCAUACUUGUUGUAUCAGGUCAUAAUCUGUUCUGUAUUGUACUUUGUGGACAUGAGCAUUAAUAAACUUUUGCCGUGAA